Molecule: messenger RNA, 792 nt
Organism: Aspergillus wentii DTO 134E9
Lineage: Eukaryota; Fungi; Ascomycota; Eurotiomycetes; Eurotiales; Aspergillaceae
Product: TBP family protein
Exons: 4
Coding region: 1-792 (263 amino acids)
Biological process (GO): DNA-templated transcription initiation
Molecular function (GO): DNA binding; RNA polymerase II general transcription initiation factor activity
Source: RefSeq, a predicted model, not a curated record
AUGGAUUCUCUUACGACCCAUCCUUCAAACGCGCAGCAGGCCGUGGCCUUCACUUCCCCCGCCUCUUUGUCCUUCCCCGGCGGUGCUGGUGACUUGACGCCGCCGUCCUCUGAUAAAGGGAACAUGGUGAUGGGUGCUCAGGGUGUGAAUGGGGCUGUGAACGGUCAGCAGCAGGGAGGUAAUGCCGCGAAUGGCAACGGGGUGACGCCCGCCACUCCAGCUGCGACUCCUAGUGCCAGCGCUCCAGGAAGUGGCAUUGUGCCAACGUUGCAAAACAUUGUCGCUACCGUCAAUCUUGACUGCCGCCUGGACCUGAAGACCAUCGCGCUUCACGCCAGAAAUGCGGAGUACAAUCCAAAGCGUUUCGCUGCCGUGAUCAUGCGUAUUCGUGAACCGAAAACCACCGCAUUGAUCUUCGCCUCCGGAAAAAUGGUCGUCACUGGUGCCAAGUCGGAGGAUGACUCCAAACUGGCCUCCAGAAAAUACGCUCGAAUUAUCCAAAAGCUUGGCUUCAACGCCAAGUUCACGGACUUUAAGAUCCAGAACAUUGUCGGCUCAUGUGACAUCAAGUUCCCCAUUCGUUUGGAGGGUCUGGCUAGUCGCCACCACAAUUUCAGUUCUUACGAACCCGAAUUGUUCCCUGGUCUCAUCUAUCGUAUGAUGAAGCCCAAGAUCGUUCUGUUGAUCUUCGUCAGUGGCAAGAUCGUCUUGACUGGCGCCAAGGUUCGCGAGGAGAUCUACCAAGCUUUCGAGCUGAUCUACCCUGUGCUUUCUGACUUCCGCAAGGUCUAA